AUGGGUUUGUUGGAUCAAUACGAUACCACCAAAAGGGUGCAACUGCUCGUAUUUGUUGCGUUCCUUCAAUGUGCUGCUGGCUUUUAUCUGCCGGGCAGCUUCCCUCACAAAUAUAUGGUGGGCGACCAGUUAUCCGUGAAAGUUAAUUCCUUGACCUCAAUUGAGACAGAAAUCCCCUACGGCUACUACUCUUUGCCCUUCUGCAAACCCAAGGAGGGUGUCAAGGACAGCGCCGAGAAUCUGGGUGAGCUCCUCAUGGGAGACAGGAUUGAGAACUCUCCCUAUCGCUUUAAGAUGCGCGUCAAUGAGACUGAUGUUUUCUUGUGUCAAUCCGCCCCCUUAUCUGCCGACGAAUUCAAGAUCCUCACGGAGAGGAUUGACGAAAUGUAUCAGGUCAACAUUAAUCUCGAUAACCUUCCUGCGAUUCGUUACAUGACUAAAGAUGGCUACUUUCUCAGGUGGACAGGUUAUCCCGUUGGUACUAGGGUGCAAGGUGAUUAUUACGUGUUUAACCAUCUCAAGUUCACUGUUUUGAUUCACAAGUACGAGAAGAAUAACGUGGCUGGUGUGAUUGGGACCGGAGACGGGGCUGAAUUGAUCACCACCAAUGACCAGAAUCUAACCACAGACUCUCCUGGUUACAUGGUUGUGGGAUUUGAAGUCGUGCCCUGCAGCGUUCAGCACGAUUCUAAGCUGCUCAAGAAUCUAACCACCUACUCUAAGUACCCUUCGCCAAUUAAAUGCGAACCGGACAAAGUAAGCAUGCCUGUGAAGGAAGCUCAGCCGCUUACUUUCAGCUAUGAGGUCUCUUUCGUCGAGAGCGAUAUCAGGUGGCCGUCGAGAUGGGAUGCAUAUCUGAAGAUGGAAGGUGCAAGGGUUCAUUGGUUCUCCAUCCUUAACUCCCUCAUGGUCAUCGCUUUCCUAGCUGGAAUAGUUCUCGUCAUUUUUUUGAGAACCAUUCGGAGGGAUCUUGCUCGGUACGAAGAGCUUGACAAGGAGGCUCAGGCGCAGCUGAACGAGGAACUAUCCGGAUGGAAGCUAGUUGUUGGUGAUGUUUUUCGCGCACCGGACAAUGCAGAAUUUUUAUGCGUAGUGGUUGCCGAUGGGUGUCGAAUUCUAGGAAUGGCAGUUGUUACAAUCUUCUUUGCUGCGAUGGGAUUCAUGUCCCCUGCCUCUCGAGGAGCCCUGCUCACGGGCAUGCUUUUGUUUUACAUGUUCCUGGGCAUUGUGGCUGGUUACGUGGCUGUUUGGCUGUUGAAGACAUUUAAGUCGGGAGAAUUGUCUGGGUGGUUUUCGGUUUCGUGGAGGGUUGCUUGUUUCUUCCCCGGAAUUGCUUUUCUUAUACUGACAAUCCUGAAUUUUCUCUUGUGGGGAAGCCACAGCACGGGGGCGAUCCCAAUUUCGACAUUUGCAGUCCUGUUGUUGCUCUGGUUCUGCAUAUCCGUUCCCCUGACACUGGCGGGUGGAUUUAUCGGCACCAAAUCUCCGAGACUCGAAUACCCAGUUCGAACCAAUCAGAUUGCCCGCGAGAUUCCGCCUCAAAGAUUUCCUUCCUGGCUGCUAGCCUUCGGAGCAGGAACGCUUCCAUUUGGAACCCUCUUCAUCGAGCUCUUCUUUAUCAUGUCCAGCAUCUGGCUUGGCCGCGUUUACUAUGUAUUUGGGUUUUUGCUCAUCGUAUUUUUCCUGUUAGUUGUGGUGUGUGCAGAAGUUUCUUUGGUCCUGACCUACAUGAAUCUUUGUGUGGAGGAUUGGAGGUGGUGGUGGAAGUCGUUCUUUGCAUCGGGUUCGGUUGCAGUUUACAUCUUCCUCUACUCCGUAAAUUAUCUUGUUUUCGAUCUCAAGAACCUGAGCGGACCAGUCUCUGCAAUUCUGUAUCUGGGCUACUCUCUCUUGAUGGCCAUAGCAGUAAUGCUUGCAACUGGGGCCAUCGGCUUCCUCUCUUCUUUCUUAUUCGUGCAUCGUCUCUUCUCCUCGGUGAAGAUUGACUGA
Molecule: messenger RNA, 1989 nt
Organism: Coffea eugenioides
Lineage: Eukaryota; Viridiplantae; Streptophyta; Magnoliopsida; Gentianales; Rubiaceae
Product: transmembrane 9 superfamily member 11-like
Exons: 1
Coding region: 1-1989 (662 amino acids)
Biological process (GO): protein localization to membrane
Cellular component (GO): membrane
Source: RefSeq, a predicted model, not a curated record